Molecule: messenger RNA, 2620 nt
Organism: Trifolium pratense (red clover)
Lineage: Eukaryota; Viridiplantae; Streptophyta; Magnoliopsida; Fabales; Fabaceae
Product: QWRF motif-containing protein 2
Exons: 6
Coding region: 380-2230 (616 amino acids)
Biological process (GO): spindle assembly; centrosome cycle
Cellular component (GO): centrosome; cytoplasm; nuclear microtubule
Molecular function (GO): microtubule binding
Source: RefSeq, a predicted model, not a curated record
GUUUAGUUCAUUCAACUUAAUUAACACACUAACGUUCCUCCAAAGAUUCACCAAAACCAAAACCAAAACCAAAACAAAACCCCACACAACUCAAAAAACAAUUAAAAUCCUUAAUUCAUUUUCCAUAUAAUUUCUUUUUUAUUUUUGUUUAUUCACCUACUUCACUUUCUCUCUCUAAAAUCCCACAAACAAAAAACGCAGUUUCUCUCUCUCUCUCUCUCACUCACACUGUUCCUUCCUUCUAAAAUUGCUGAAUCUGAAACAAAACCCAUUUUCCAUCUCCUUGAUCUGCACCACUUUCACUCUUCUACACUUCAGAUUCUUCAUUUUUCAAGCCAUGAAGUUAACAAUGUGAGCUCAAGUUUUCAUCUUUUUUGCAAUGGUGGCUGCCAUUUCACAAAACCCAUUAACAACCUCUUCUUCAAGAACUUCCGACAAAGACAUCAUCAACAACAACAAUGGUGUCUUACCCAGAAAAAAAGGUAGACAAAUUUCUUCAAGGUAUAUGUCACCUUCACCUUCAACUUCAACAACAACAACAACAUCAUCGUCAACAACAACAACAACUACAACAACAACAACAUCUUCAUCUUCUUCUUCUAGAAGAUUUGCUUCACCCCUUUUGUCUCGUUCGACGAAUUCAUCAUCAACACCACUUGUUGCUCCUAAACGUUCUCAGUCGGUGGACCGUAGGAGACCUCGACCAACAACCCCAGUUCCUGAAGCAACAAAGCUUCUAGUAACUUCUACUAGGAGUUUGUCUGUUUCUUUUCAAGGUGAGGCUUUUUCACUUCCUAUUAGUAAGAGUAAAGCUAAAGCUGUUACGCCGGAGCGACGGAGGGUUACUCCAGUCGCCGGUAAAGGAGAUCAGGGUGAAAACUCGAGACCCUCAGAUCAACAUCGGUGGCCGGCUCGGUCGAGACAGCCGAAUCAUUUGUCGAGGAGUGUUGAUUGUAGUAGUGGUGGUGUUGGUGGUGGUGGUGGUGAUGGGGAGAAGAAGAAGGUUGUUGGAAAAGUUGUGCGUGCAUUGCAACAAUCAAUGGUUAUGGAGAGUGGUAGAAGAAGAGCUUCUUUUGAUGGAUUAGGUGGUUUGAGUUUGGAUUUAGGGAAAACUACUCAAUUGAGUAAUGAAUCUUCUUUGAAUUAUGAUGUUAAUGCUUCUGAUACUGAUAGUGUUUCAUCUGGUAGUAAUUCAGGAGUACAUGAUUCUUCUCUUGGGACUCUUAAGGUUCCGAGGGAAAAUCGUGGCAUUGUUGUUUCUUCAAAGUUUUGGCAGGAAACUAAUAGCCGGUUGCGUCGGUUACAGGAUCCUGGUUCACCUUUGUCAACUAGUCCUGCUUCAAGAAGUAGUGUUCCACCUAAGAAUUCUCAAUUGAAAAGGUAUAAUAGUGAUGGUCCUGUGUUAUCACCUCGAACAACGGCUUCUCCUAUAAGGGGAAAUGCACGGCCUGCUUCUCCGAGUAAACUUUGGGCAUCUGCUGCAUCGUCGCCAUCAAGGGGGUUUACUAGUCCUUCUAAGGUGAGAAGUGCGGUUGCUAGCUCUAUCAAUAGUAAUUCUGGUAAUUCGCCUUCGAUUCUUAGCUUCUCGGCUGAUGUGAGGAGAGGGAAGAUAGGGGAAGAUCGGAUAUUUGAUGCGCAUACUUUGAGGCUUCUUUAUAAUCGGUAUGUGCAGUGGCGGUUUGUCAAUGCUAGGGCUGAUGCUACAUUCAUGGUGCAGAAAUUGAAUGCAGAGAGACAUUUGUGGAAUGCAUGGGUAACAAUCUCAGAGCUUCGGCAUUCCGUCAUACUUAAAAGAAUCAAACUGUUAUUGCUGAGGCAAAAGUUGAAGCUCACUUCUAUUCUAAAGGGACAGAUUUCGUAUUUGGAAGAAUGGUCCCUUCUAGAUAGAGAUCACUCCAGUUCUUUACUUGGAGCAACUGAAGCUUUGAAGGCCAGUACCCUCCGUCUUCCAGUUGUUAAAGCAACAGCCGAUGUACCAAAUCUGAAGGAUGCUUUGGGAUCCGCAGUUGAUGUGAUGCAAGCAAUGGCAUCGUCAAUAUAUUCUCUUUCGUCAAAGCAGGUGGAAGAAACUAAUUGCUUGGUAGCGGAAAUCCUAAAGGUAACUUCAAAGGAAAGAUAUUUGCUUCAGCAAUGCAAGGAUUUUUUGUCUUCCUUAGCAGCCAUGCAGGUCAAGGAUUGUAGCUUAAGAACACAUAUGUUACAACUUUCUCGUGUACCAGCAGCUUCCUGACAACACGUGUGUAGAACUGAUCUUAUUUGACCGCUCACUCUUAAUGCUAACACCACUCCCAAGCCUUUUUAUUUAACACAGAAGGUAAUAAGAAUGGAAUGGAGUCAAUAGCUGGUUUUUGUUUGCUGUUUCUGAAACCUGUUUGUGGUCUUGAAUGUCUUGUGUGUAGUGUAUCGAUGUGUCCGAAAUUUUACAGUUUACAAAAGGAAACAAAAAAAAGUGGCUUUUUCUCUUCUCACUAGAUAGCUAGAUUAAUUAAGAUGUAUACAAAAUACCUUUGUCAUUUGAGGAAAAGCUGAGUGUCUGUAUGUCUGUGUAUAUAUCAAUAUGUAAUCAACUAAUUAUUGUUUAGUAGGUGUUAAUUUGUGGCCUAGAUUUUCUUCAUUUGAA